AUGGGUGAAUCGCAACGCCUGAAUCCAGAUUGGAAAGGGGAGAGUAGAGAUUGUCUUAGGCUUGAUGAGUGUGGUACUGAUUGUCGUGGGCUUGAUGAGUGUGGUACUGAUUGUCGUGGGCUUGAUGAGUGUGGUACUGAUUGUCGUGGGCUUGAUGAGAGUGGUACUGAUUGUCGUGGGCUUGAUGAGUGUGGUACUGAUUGUCGUGGGCUUGAUGAGUGUGGUACUGAUUGUCGUGGGCUUGAUGAGUGUGGUACUGAUUGUCGUGGGCUUGAUGAGUGUGGUACUGAUUGUCGUGGGCUUGAUGAGUGUGGUACUGAUUGUCGUGGGCUUGAUGAGUGUGGUACUGAUUGUCGUGGGCUUGAUGAGUGUGGUACUGAUUGUCGUGGGCUUGAUGAGUGUGGUACUGAUUGUCGUGGGCUUGAUGAGAGUGGUACUGAUUGUCGUGGGCUUGAUGAGUGUGGUACUGAUUGUCGUGGGCUUGAUGAGAGUGGUACUGAUUGUCGUGGGCUUGAUGAGUGUGGUACUGAUUGUCGUGGGCUUGAUGAGAGUGGUACUGGUUGUCGUGGGCUUGAUGAGUGUGGUACUGGUUGUCGUGGGCUUGAUGAGUGUGGUACUGGUUGUCGUGGGCUUGAUGAGAGUGGUACUGGUUGUCGUGGGCUUGAUGAGUGUGGUACUGAUUGUCGUGGGCUUGAUGAGAGUGGUACUGAUUGUCGUGGGCUUGAUGAGUGUGGUACUGAUUGUCGUGGGCUUGAUGAGUGUGGUACUGAUUGUCGUGGGCUUGAUGAGUGUGGUACUGAUUGUCGUGGGCUUGAUGAGUGUGGUACUGAUUGUCGUGGGCUUGAUGAGUGUGGUACUGAUUGUCGUGGGCUUGAUGAGUGUGGUACUGAUUGUCGUGGGCUUGAUGAGAGUGGUACUGAUUGUCGUGGGCUUGAUGAGUGUGGUACUGAUUGUCGUGGGCUUGAUGAGUGUGGUACUGAUUGUCGUGGGCUUGAUGAGUGUGGUACUGAUUGUCGUGGGCUUGAUGAGUGUGGUACUGAUUGUCGUGGGCUUGAUGAGUGUGGUACUGAUUGUCGUGGGCUUGAUGAGUGUGGUACUGAUUGUCGUGGGCUUGAUGAGUGUGGUACUGAUUGUCGUGGGCUUGAUGAGUGUGGUACUGAUUGUCGUGGGCUUGAUGAGUGUGGUACUGAUUGUCGUGGGCUUGAUGAGUGUGGUACUGAUUGUCGUGGGCUUGAUGAGUGUGGUACUGAUUGUCGUGGGCUUGAUGAGUGUGGUACUGAUUGUCGUGGGCUUGAUGAGUGUGGUACUGAUUGUCGUGGGCUUGAUGAGUGUGGUACUGAUUGUCGUGGGCUUGAUGAGAGUGGUACUGAUUGUCGUGGGCUUGAUGAGUGUGGUACUGAUUGUCGUGGGCUUGAUGAGAGUGGUACUGAUUGUCGUGGGCUUGAUGAGUGUGGUACUGAUUGUCGUGGGCUUGAUGAGAGUGGUACUGAUUGUCGUGGGCUUGAUGAGUGUGGUACUGAUUGUCGUGGGCUUGAUGAGUGUGGUACUGAUUGUCGUGGGCUUGAUGAGAGUGGUACUGAUUGUCGUGGGCUUGAUGAGUGUGGUACUGAUUGUCGUGGGCUUGAUGAGAGUGGUACUGAUUGUCGUGGGCUUGAUGAGUGUGGUACUGAUUGUCGUGGGCUUGAUGAGUGUGGUACUGAUUGUCGUGGGCUUGAUGAGUGUGGUACUGAUUGUCGUGGGCUUGAUGAGUGUGGUACUGAUUGUCGUGGGCUUGAUGAGUGUGGUACUGAUUGUCGUGGGCUUGAUGAGUGUGGUACUGAUUGUCGUGGGCUUGAUGAGUGUGGUACUGAUUGUCGUGGGCUUGAUGAGAGUGGUACUGAUUGUCGUGGGCUUGAUGAGUGUGGUACUGAUUGUGGUUUACGUGUUGCCUGUUACUGA
Messenger RNA from Pecten maximus, 1938 nucleotides. RefSeq names its product glutamine-rich protein 2-like. The transcript is spliced from 2 exons. The record is from RefSeq and is a predicted model, not a curated record. NCBI's taxonomy places the organism in Eukaryota, Metazoa, Mollusca, Bivalvia, Pectinida, Pectinidae. Bases 1 to 1938 code for a protein of 645 amino acids.